AUCUCUUCCUCUCUCUUACUCCUCCUCUCUUCUAGCCUUUGGGCCCAGCGUUGCGUAGCACGCCCUUCUCUCUCUUGUCAAUUUAUUAUCUUUUCAUCUCACAUUCGCAUUUUUUGCUAUAAUGUCUGCUCCUGAGGUCACCCCCGCCGUUCCCGCCCCCGCUGAGGAAGUCAAGGUCGUCGAGACCCCUGCCGUUGACCCUGCCCCAGAGGCUCCUGCUGCUGAGGAGCCCGCUCCCGUUACUGAAGCACCAAAGGAGGAAGUUAAGGCCGAGGAGGCCGCCCCCACCACCGAGGCCGCUCCUGAGGCUCCUGCAGAGUCUGCCAAGGAAGAAGUAAAGACUGAGGUUAAGAAGGAGGAGCGCCCCAAGAGUCCCGGCCUCCUUGCCAAGCUUCUCGCCCCCUUCAAGGAAGGCAAGACCAAGGUGGAGAAGAAAGUAAAGGCUCCCAAGAGUCCCAAGAAAGAAAAGAAAAAGGAAGAAUUGAAGGAGGAGGCCGCUCCCCCUGCUGAAGAGCCUGCCAAGGAGGAAGCGCCUCCCGCUGAAGCAAAUGUUGAGGAGGCCCCUGCUGUUGCCGAGCCUUCUGUUCCUCAGGAGCCCGCAGCUGAGCCUGUCAAAGAAACUGAAACCGCCGCCGUUGAGGCUCCCGCUGCAGAGCCUGCACCUGAGCCCACCCCGGAGGUUGCACCCGAGGCCCCUAAGGAGGACAAGGAGGAGAAAAAGGAGAAGGAAAACAAGGCUGCUAAGGUUGGGCGCCGCCUCUCUGCGCGCGUGGGUGACCUUUUCAGAUCCAAGCCGAAGACCGAGCUCGCGACUCCUGCGAAGGUGGAUGAGCAUCCCCCCGUGAUUGAUGAACCUGCUCCAGUUGCUCCUCUCGAGAACCCUGCCAGUUCAGAGGCUGCACAGGCUGCUGCACCUCCCGCCGAGGAGCCCGUCCCUGCUGAGCCUGCACUCGCCGCCACCCCCGUCAUCUCGGCUGUCGCAUAAGCGGUUACUCCGAGGUUGUUGGUAAUAUCAUGAACGACACGAGCGCAUAUUCAUCUGCUCCUUUAUUCCAUUGGUAUGUUGAGCAGUCUUUCUCGCUGCACUUUUGGUCAUUAUCAGGAUCCCUUCGUUAGCUCCCCAUUCAUGUCUUUUACCCUCUUCUGCUACCAUACUUGUUGGAUUUGGUCUUUGCUUUCUUUUCACGACCCUACUCAUCAUGACUAUAUUCCGAUCUGUUUUCACUACCUAAUGUCGAUCUUGAUCAUUGAUACCCUUACUUUGCUAUGGUCGGAUCAGUUAACCAUGUCAUUAAAGUUUUAUCCUGUAAUGAUGUUGGAGGGUUGUAUGAACAUCAAGAAACCCCUUGAGCUUAAGCACCAUUUUGGCGA
Molecule: messenger RNA, 1371 nt
Organism: Suillus bovinus
Lineage: Eukaryota; Fungi; Basidiomycota; Agaricomycetes; Boletales; Suillaceae
Exons: 8
Coding region: 122-985 (287 amino acids)
Source: RefSeq, a predicted model, not a curated record